AUGAAAAUUCAAUAUCCCGCCACCGAUUUUGGGGUCCAAUCGAUUACCAGUAUGUACUCCUUACCCUUCUUCUUCUCCACUACAAUAAUCGACGAAUUUUACCACUGCACCGUCGCCUCAAACCCUUCUCUCGUGCGUCAACCGACGACUCCACUUCAUCGUGUCGACCAUCACAUCGCUUUGACUGUGUUGAUUAUCGAUGACAACAAUCCACGCUUCGUUGAGCAACAACUAUGGAUUUGGGGACUUUUUAGCUCUCCGUGUAAAGAUCUGGUGAGGAAGCACACUGUAUAUAGACCACACAAGCAUCGGAGAUUCAGAAAUAGAUGCCACCGCAAUCCGUGUGCAAAGGGAAUAUAUUCGUACCUCUACGAAACCUCUUUCAUUUUAUCCAAUAUGCAUUGGGUCCUCUUGGUGAUUUGCCCUUCAAGUCGUGUCUUGUACAUUUUGGAUUCUCUGAUGAAGCGUGUGCAAAAUCCUGUAGACACCUACUACCUGCUCAAACUUUUGGACAUGUACGAAAAAAACACAUCAACUCCAUAUGUAUGGAUGUUCGCUGAGUGAAACCAAGUUGGCGUAUCCGAGAGUUAGCUGAGUGGGCACUAUGUAAUGAAAUGGAUGUUUGAUGUUGUAAUGACCAGGCAAUAUGGAUUCCCAAAUAGAGUAAGUACUUAUUAAAUACUUUUUUUUUUUUUUCAUUUUGUCUGUAUCAAGAACAUGUUAUGUAAUAUUUUAUCUAGUUUGGUACCCUUGGGAAUGAAAAAAUUCCCUUAAAGGUAAAGGUGUUGGUUACGACUGUUGCUACGUGGACUAUGGAAUUUCGGAAUAAUUAUAUGAAUGAUGUCUAAAGGUGCAUAUAAGUAAGAAUGGAGGAUGGCUGCUACACUUCUACUUCGAUGCAAUAACAAUUUAUUUUUUGAAAAAGUUUAUGUAAGUUUAUGUAGUAAGAUAUGAUCAAAUCAAGUUGUUUUUUGUGACACACAAACACGUGUAUAUUAAUGACUAUAAUGGUUG
Lactuca virosa is the source of this 1014-nucleotide messenger RNA. The record is from the annotation of a GenBank genome assembly. Lineage: Eukaryota; Viridiplantae; Streptophyta; Magnoliopsida; Asterales; Asteraceae.